Trifolium pratense (red clover) is the source of this 1088-nucleotide messenger RNA. Its product is annotated as protein MIZU-KUSSEI 1. Bases 260 to 967 code for a protein of 235 amino acids. Gene Ontology annotation, biological process: hydrotropism. The record is from RefSeq and is a predicted model, not a curated record. Lineage: Eukaryota; Viridiplantae; Streptophyta; Magnoliopsida; Fabales; Fabaceae. The transcript has a single exon.
CUAACUUCCCAAUCCCAACCCUCUUUGACAUCUCAUUAGCUUGGUAGACCCAAUUGCUAUAGUUUGCUACACUUUCCUUUUCUCUAUAUGUAUUGCUCCAUCUUCUUAGCUGUAAACUCCAUAAUCCAUAUAUCAAUCUCCAAACAUACCCACCACUUUGUUUUCCUAGAAUCGUGUUACCUUAACAUAGCACAAAUUUUUUAAAUAUUUUUUUUUUAAAAAAAUUUAGCCACUAAUAUUAUCAUAUAAGCCAUAAUCAAUGCCAUCUAUUCAUUCUAGUCCAUGCUACCCAAUGGAAAAUCCAGCAAUAGCAUCACUACUCCGCCACACAACGGGCGAAAAGCGGAGCAAAUUCUCGGCCGGUGGACUCUUAAAGAUGUUCAAGCUCUUCCCUAUGUUAACCUCAGGUUGCAAAAUGGUAGCACUAUUAGGAAGACCAAGAAAGCCUAUGCUAAAAGACGGUGCGACAACCGGAACAAUCUUCGGUUAUCGGAAAGGUAGAGUAAGCAUAGCAAUACAAGAAGAUACUCGACAAAUGCCGGUUUUUCUCAUAGAAUUACCAAUGCUAACAAGUGCUUUAAACAAAGAAAUGUCAUCGGAUAUCGUUAGAAUCGCGUUGGAGAGCGAGACGAAAACAAAUAAGAAGAAAUUGUUGGAAGAGUUUGUUUGGGCUGUUUAUUGUAAUGGAAGAAAAGUUGGGUAUUCAAUGAGGAGAAGACAAAUGGGUGAUGAAGAACUUCAAGUUAUGCAACAUUUAAGAGGUGUGUCCAUGGGAGCUGGGGUGUUACCUACCACAUCUGAUCAUAAGGAUUAUUCUGAUGGUGAAAUGACUUAUAUGAGAGCAAGGUUUGAAAGAGUUAUUGGUUCUAAAGAUUCUGAAGCUUAUUAUAUGAUUAAUCCUGAUAAUAAUAUUAAUAAUGGUGCUCAAGGACCUGAGUUUAGUAUCUUUUUUGUUAGAGCUCAAUAGAAUUAUUGUAUUAUAUAUCUUAAUUGAUGUUUAUAUAUCAUUGCUUUCUAAUUAAGCUCUAGCUUUUUUGAAAAGUGUUAUUAAUUAAAUGAAUAAUCUUAUCAAUCUUUCAACUCCUAAA